Messenger RNA from Psilocybe cubensis, 981 nucleotides. RefSeq lists its product as uncharacterized. Gene Ontology annotation, cellular component: mitochondrion. The coding region runs from base 1 to 981 and encodes 326 amino acids. Lineage: Eukaryota; Fungi; Basidiomycota; Agaricomycetes; Agaricales; Agrocybaceae. The record is from RefSeq and is a predicted model, not a curated record. The transcript has 8 exons.
AUGUCCGUCAUACUCUAUCGCUAUGACUCUUCCCCUUUCUCUCACAAAAUUGACAAUGUUCUAGCUCUUAGGAGAAUUAAGUAUGAGAAGGUUGAUAUAUCCCCGAUGCUACCUCGCCCCGAAAUUACGGACCAACUAGGCAUCGUCUACCGCCGCAUACCUAUUCUUGCCAUUGGAAACGAUGUUUACUGUGAUACAAGUCUCAUCGUAUCUGCGCUAGAACGACGCUUCCCCACUUCAAAUGGUCAUCCCACACUCCUCCCAGAGAGUGCGGGGGCAGGCGUCAUUAAGGCGUUCUCCAAGUAUUAUGCAGAAUCCGCUUUAUUUCCUCCUGCGACAAACUUGAUACCAUGGGACAAGCUACCUGCUGCAUUUCUCAAAGAUCGUAGUGAGUUUGCAGGUUCGCCUAUCAACACCAAAGCUUUAGCAGCGAACGUGCCCAACGCUCAAAGUGUAAUUUCCUCACAUUUAUUGCUUAUUGAACAACAACUUAGUGAUUCUCGGCAAUGGUUAUUCAACACCGUCACACCCAGUCUUGCCGAUGUUUCAGUUCACUUUAUUUUCAACUGGGCGCGGUCGUUCAAGGGAACUGAACAGCUUUUCGACGCCUCGCGAAUUCCGCUCACUAUGCAAUGGCUCGAUCGGCUUUCCGCUCAAAUAAAGAAAGAACGUAAAUCACAAAGCCCACCAACAAAGCUUAGCGGAACCGAAGCGGCGAACAAAAUUGUGUCUGCAGCCUACGAACCAUACAAUGUUGUAGGCUUCGAUGCCACCGAGGCGUCACGUCUGUGUGUCUCUCUUGAGGACACCGUGCAGGUCGCACCUGAAGAUACGGGACGUAAUUUCCCGACCAUUGGAAAACUUGUUGCUUUGAGCCGUGAAGAGAUCACACUGGAGGUCAAGGGAUCAGCAGGCCUUGUGCGCUGCCAUUUCCCUCGUCUGGGAUUCUCUAUUCGGCGCGUUCCUGGAAGCAAACUUUAA